AUGCCUCCGAAGAAGAAGGGCACUGCUGCCUCGAAGAAGAAGGCUGCUGCUGCUGCUGCUGCUGCCACGAAGAAGAGCAAGAAGGUCGAAGAAGAAGUUGUGGAGAUCGUGGAGGAUAAGGACGAGGAGGAGAACGCUCCCAAGAAGCCGAAGACGGUGACCAAGAAGGAGGAAGAGAAUGCUGAUGCUGCUGCUGAUGACGACGAUGACGGCGACGACGACGAUGGCAGCCCUGAUGUGCUGAAGCUGAAGCCGCUGUUCAAAGGGGCGCAUGGCCCGUGGUAUUCACUGCUGAAGGACACCAUCGAGAAAGCACCGAACGCGUCCACGUUCAUUGGGCCGACGCGCGAUGCGAGCGUCGUUCCUGUUCGCGAGCUCACCUUCCAGGCCCUCAAGCCAAACCCGCCAGAGAAGUGGCAGGUCGUCGUCUUUGGCCAGAACCCGUACCCACGCGUCGAGUCUGCGACCGGCAUUGCCAUGCUGGACAACACGUUCAAAGAAUGGGAGGACAAGCGCUUUGGCGUCGUCACCUCCAUGCGCUGCAUCAUGAAGACGGCAUGCAUCUGGAAGUAUGGCAUUCCCAAGGCCACGCCCGUGGCGGAGAUUCGCAAGAUCUUGAAGAAGAACAAGAUUGUCAAUCCACAUGGCUGGUUCCAGGCCAUGCUCUCCCAAGGAUGCCUCCUCAUGAACGCAGCGCUGACGGCGAGCACGGACAAGUCGCUGUCGACGAGCAAGCACACGACCUUCUGGCGACCCAUCAUCACCAAAGUCGUGGAGGAGAUUCUGCGGGCAAAGCAGCAGACGAAGGCUGGCGGCGUCGUGUUUGCGUGGUGGGGAUCGCACGCCAAGGCAUUGCGCAAGCUCGUUGUCGCCUUGCAGGAGAAAUUCCCCGAUGUGCCUGUGGAGCAUGUGGACUACUGCAACCCGGCGGCCAUGGGCGACGCAUUCUGCAACUCCAAUCACUUUGAGGACCUCAACACGGCCAUCAAGGAGGUCGGGGGCACCCCGAUCGACUGGCUGCCGCAGCAGGGCUGGGACACACAGCACGAUGGCGAGCGCGCUGUGCACGUCUCACGCAUGGGCCAGUUUGUCACAGACACCCUGGAUUUGCAGAAUGAGGUGCAGAAGGAGCUGGAGCCUAUCCGUGGCGUGUACUCUUCCCCGCUUCUCUCCAUGGGCGCGGUUGUGACGUGGUGGGGCGUGUCGUCGUGCACGGUGAAGGAGGGCGUGGCGCGCGGGUUUCUUGGCGGAAAAGGGAUGCUGUUCUCCAUCAAGCCACGCGGCGCCGUGAGCAUCAAGCAGUUCAGCGCCUUCCAGGGCGAGGAUGAGUACAUUGUCAACCCGGGCGCAAGGCUCAAGGUGCUCGAUGUCAAGACCACCGGCAACGUCUGCAACGUCACGCUGCAAGAGCUGGAGGAGGAGCCACUCGUCACCUGACACAUUUGUGUGUGUGCGCGCGCGCGUGUGUGUGUGUGUAUGCAUACACAUUGUCGCAUUUGUUACCAUGCGCCUUGUAGUUGUUCACCCCCCCCCCCCUCUUCGCCCUGUGUUACUCUCUCUCUCUCUCUCUCUCUCU
Salpingoeca rosetta is the source of this 1576-nucleotide messenger RNA. Its product is annotated as uracil-DNA glycosylase. Gene Ontology annotation, molecular function: uracil DNA N-glycosylase activity; NAD+-protein-arginine ADP-ribosyltransferase activity. The record is from RefSeq and is a predicted model, not a curated record. The coding region runs from base 1 to 1437 and encodes 478 amino acids. The transcript is spliced from 6 exons. Lineage: Eukaryota; Choanoflagellata; Craspedida; Salpingoecidae. Gene Ontology annotation, cellular component: nucleus; mitochondrion. Gene Ontology annotation, biological process: base-excision repair, AP site formation via deaminated base removal; base-excision repair.